This is a messenger RNA of Fusarium venenatum, 2799 nucleotides long. RefSeq lists its product as uncharacterized. Lineage: Eukaryota; Fungi; Ascomycota; Sordariomycetes; Hypocreales; Nectriaceae. The record is from RefSeq and is a predicted model, not a curated record. Gene Ontology annotation, biological process: protein deglycosylation; glycoprotein catabolic process; protein quality control for misfolded or incompletely synthesized proteins. Gene Ontology annotation, cellular component: cytosol; nucleus. Gene Ontology annotation, molecular function: peptide-N4-(N-acetyl-beta-glucosaminyl)asparagine amidase activity.
AUGCCGCUGGAAAUCGUAACAUCCCCUCUGCGAUCCUGGGAGAGCAGCAUCGCCAUACUUAGUGGCAGGUCAGCAACAAGGCCUCUUGCAUGGCCUGAACCGGAGUUGUCUACCGGCCGCUGUAUAGGCAAGGUCGGCAAAGAGCUAUGCUGGGUGGCCAAAGGCCCAGCGAGAGACGCAUUCGCGGUGCUGGCUCCAAAGAUUAAGGCCUACCUCGAGAGGUCUGUCGAGCCAGUAUCGAGUUGGGUUACAUGGUCUAUCUAUAUGUUCGGCAAGUCAGAGAAGAGUGCCAGUCCAGCCAUCCUGUUUUGCUGCGAAGUUGUUGCGCAUCGUAAACAGGUGAGAAGUGCGAUUAAAGACAGCGACAUUCUCAACGAGUUCCCUGGUAUCAAGACUGCCCACAUGCCUCGACCGCCUGACUUUAAUCAGCUUGUUCAAUUGGCAGAUGAUAGCAUUGAUCAUCGACCUGUCCUUGCGUCCCUUGCAAACAAUCCAUGCGGGAUGCCGUUAUUCGUUGAACAAAUUAUAGACGACGGAACUUGUUACAAACAAGCUACCGUUGGUGGCAUCAUCCAGCUGUUGGACAAAUUCUACUACACCACAGCAGGUCAUGUACUUAACCCCGAUAUGGCCACGAGCUACACGGAGGGCGAAGUCAGCGAUGACGAAUUUGAGAUUGAUGAAGAUGAUGACGAUGAUGAGAUGGACGAAGUGGCAUCAACGGCUUGUGAGAAAACGUGGUUGACACAAGCCAACGACGUCGCCAUGAGCCCGCGGUACGCAGGUUCGACUGAGAGUAAGAUGGUCCAGCCACCGUUCUCGCCGGGCAUACAAGAUAUGCAAGCAACACAAGAGGAGUCGAAAUGCAAGAGCCGUCGGAUUCUUGAGGAAGGACCUUCACCGAACAUUUCCCUACCUCCACAACCUCUAGGACAUGUCUAUCUAUCCUCCCUCGACGAACCAUCAUCUGAUCUCGACUAUGCCCUGAUCAAGGUAACCAACCCCAUUCACUGCACCGCGAACAAAAUCACCUCUUCCUCCUUUUCUGCGAAGGGUGAAGCCAAGAUCCAGCGUGUCGUCACAGACGGUCCUAAAGACGUCAAGAUCCUUAGCUCCACCUCGAGAGGAACACUUACAGGAGUCAUGUCAGGCACUCCCAUGUACGCCCGUCUCCCCAACUGUAAUCUGUACCAGGAUGUCUACAACGUCCUCUUGGACUCGCGACUAGAAGCCGGGGAUUGUGGCUCCUGGAUCAUUGACGUCGAGUCUGGGAACUUGUACGGACACAUUGUGGCCGGGUCCCCGGAUUCGGGUGCUGCAAUUGUGAUACCUUUUGCACGCGUAUUCGAAGACAUAGAAACGCGAGUAAAGCAUCACCCUCGUUUGCCCCUCUUCGGAGCCACAUCUCCAUACAACUUUGAUAAAAAGCUAGACCUUGCUACGCAUCUGCAACAUACAAAUUCAGAUACGGCAUCCUCUUCUAAACCGCCAUCGAAGUAUGACCAGGAGUGGACCCGCGACUUAAGAAGUCGAUUUGAGAAACAGUGGCGGAUCAAACUGUUGGAUGAACUGAAACUAUCACGGACUGGUCGUCAAGCUACUAUUGAACAAGCAGUUUCAUCUACUGAAGAUGAAUCAACUUCGCUCUCUAGUCAGCCUAGAGAGGAGGAGUCGGUUCCGCCGUACACUGCAACUGACACUGGAAAAGGGUUACUGCUGCCGACCCAAAACCGGAAGAUAGUGCAGACACCACUGUUCCCUCGAUCUCCGAGUUUAAACGACCGGGAUGCUAAAAAGUUCCGCAACCUUCUGAUAUCCCUCUCCUUGACCCCAACGAAGUACGAGAACCCAGGAUUACUCGACGAGGCUCUGGCCAGCGUCCCGCUAGAGAGACUCUACAGCGAAGCUGAAGAAGAAACCAUGUUCUUACAGGCCCAAGCAGAGUCAUGUGGCGAUGGACGGUGGCCCGAGUGGGGCUACAGUGAUUGCAUCAUCCGGGCAUUGUUGAGAUGGUUCAAAAGGUCAUUUUUCACUUGGGUGACCAAUCCAGCAUGUUCGAUAUGUUUGUCUCCAACCAUUGCUAUGGGGUUCACUGAGCCACUCCCAGAAGAGUCAGCUUGCGGAGCUCGUCGCGUCGAGCUCUACAGAUGUUCAAGGCAAGACUGCCUAGAAUUUGAGCGAUUCCCCCGAUAUGGCGAUGUUUGGAAACUACUUCAGACCAGAAGAGGGCGAGUUGGUGAGUGGUCGAACUGCUUUACGAUGUUGUGCCGGGUCAUGGGUGCCAGGGCACGGUGGGUAUGGAAUAGCGAGGACCACGCAUGGACCGAGGUAUACUCGGAAUACAGGAAGAGAUGGGUUCACAUUGAUCCAUGCGAGGAAGCUUUUGAUCACCCAACAUUAUACACCGAAGUUUGGAAUAAGAAAAUGGCAUAUGCUAUAGCCUUCUCUAUCGAAGGUGCCACGGAUGUUACGCGACGAUAUGUUCGCAAGGCGAAGUAUGCGGCGGAGCGAAACCGUUGUCCAGAAGAAGUCCUGCUGUACGUCAUGGAUGAAAUCAAAAAUAUCCGCCGCGAAAAUAUGAGUAAGGAGGACAAAAUCCGACUGAAAGAGGAGGACAGAUGUGAACAGCGGGAACUCAACAACUAUAUUGUCUCGAGUGUCACCGCUGACUUUAUGGCCACGGGAUUGAUUCGUGUCGAGGGUUCGUCACAAUUGCUCAAGUCACCGGGAGGAUCAGCGAGACACAAUCAGAAGCAGGGAAGUGGAGGAGUGGCAGAGGGACCUUUGGUUAUCCCUUAG